AGAGAGACGCGUCGUCGAGCCGUUUCACGGAAUACUCGGAGGAAGAGUGAGAAGAGGAAAUGCUUCGGAUACGCUCGCAGAGCAGCGUGUGCGAGCAGGAGGCCAAGUUCGUGCAGGACCGCAUUACGGCCGUGGAGAAGCACUUCGCCGAAUUGUGCACGACAUUCGCGGCGUUCACCAGGAAAUCGGCCAGGUUACGCGAUAAAGGCGACGAGCUGGCCAAAAUAAUACAUACCUACGCCGACUCAGAGACGGUGAAUCGAUCCUUGAGCACCGGGCUCAUCAACUUCUCGGCGACGUUAUCGGUUAUCGGUGAUUACAGAGAUGCGGAAGUGCAAAGACUGGACGCCAAAGUGGUCGCUCCCCUGUCGCAAUACGCGACGAUUUGCAAGCACGCCCGCGACGACGUCAAGAACACCUUCUCGGCGCGCGACAGGGAACUCGCGAGACGGAGACACUUGGAUAAGGUACGGGAGAGGAACCCGAGGAACCGGCAAAUGAUAUCGCAAGCCGAGUCGGAGCUCAUGAAAGCGUCCGUCGAGGUGACCCGGGUAGUGAAGGGACUGGAGGAGCAGAUCGACUCGUUCGAGCGACGAAAACUGCACGACCUGAAGUCCGUAUUGCUGGACUUCGUCACCGUGGAGCUGAGCUUCCACACGAAGGCGCUCGAGCUGUUGACUAAAGCGUACCAGGACGUCGCGGCUAUCGAUGAGACUAAAGAUCUCGAGGACUUUCGAGUCACGAGAGGAAACAUGAAUGGGGAAUUCAGAGAGACGAUGCGCGUUUCCGACUCCGUCGCAAGAUUGGACACAGUGGGCAGAACAUCGUUUCGACAAGCCUACUCGUUAACAAACUUGGCCAGCAGACUCGUACCUUCCCCUGUGGCGUCGCAAAAAUUUGCUGGUCGAGGAACCGAGUCAGCUGAUUCGACACGAACGGGGCUCACAAAUUCGUCGGAAUCGGUCCAGGUGGAAGAAUACCCCGACAGUACAGAGGAAACGGAAUCAGAGUCGAUUCGGGACAAGCCUGUGAGAACUAGGCAUAAAUCUAUGUAACCUUAACCGCUCCUUUAAUUUCUUGCCUUCCUAUCCUUCUAGAGACCGGUAUCGGGACAUCUUGGACGUAAAGUGAAGAAACGCUUCAUAAUCAAACCCGUCCCAGCGAUUCCCACAUAUAAAAAAUCCUUAAUAUCGUCAAUUAUAUAUCGCGUGCCUUCUAAACUGAAUCAGACGAAGUGAAUUUUCGUACACUUCCUCACCGUACACCUGCCUCAUAUUUGAAGAACAUACAAUUGCUUUGCGCGUGCAUAUGUAUAUAUCGAUUUAGGUAUUGACAGAUGCACAAAACUAUUUUGAGCAAGAUCGGACGCGGUGAGAUAUUCUGUUACAAGAAGAGGAUAUUAUGGCUGUUUUUACGUCAACGGCGGUACUGAGAAACAACUUACGUUCCAUUGAAACUGCGCAAUCAUCACUGAUGUAAUCGCUGAUGCAACUUAUUUCAUACUUCAAUUAGCACUCUGUGAUAAAUAUUAUAUAUGAAAUAAUAUCAAAAUACACUUAUGUACAUGUACGUAAAAAAGUGUAA
This is a messenger RNA of Dinoponera quadriceps, 1584 nucleotides long. RefSeq names its product protein FAM92A1 (gene Fam92). NCBI's taxonomy places the organism in Eukaryota, Metazoa, Arthropoda, Insecta, Hymenoptera, Formicidae. Gene Ontology annotation, biological process: cilium assembly. Gene Ontology annotation, cellular component: ciliary transition zone; ciliary basal body. The transcript has 8 exons. The coding region runs from base 60 to 1055 and encodes 331 amino acids. The record is from RefSeq and is a predicted model, not a curated record.